Molecule: messenger RNA, 1367 nt
Organism: Psylliodes chrysocephalus
Lineage: Eukaryota; Metazoa; Arthropoda; Insecta; Coleoptera; Chrysomelidae
Source: the annotation of a GenBank genome assembly
CUAAACUUUGUAAUGUUAAUUUUAUAUAACAUUAAAAUUUUUAUUAUCUUUUUACAGCUGCAGCCUGUAAACAAAGAUGGCAAGGGCUCAGAGAUGCGUACAGAAGAGCAUUAAACAAGAAAAAAAGGAAAAACUGGACAGGCAGCGAAAAAAAUGAAAAAAUGGAAGUAUGAAGACGAGAUGUCAUUUGUCGCUCCGUUCUUCUUAGAAAGAAAAACUUUGGAUUCUGUCGAGCUUACAAGCGAUGACGAAGAUCCUGACAAUGAUCAUGAAACAGGUGAAAUCGACCCGAAUACAUUGGAAACCCCUAUUGAAAAUGAAGUCAAUGAUACUGCUGCUAUACAUGUUACCGAUUCCAAUACGAUAGUUACUGUAACUCAGACGGAAGUUGAAAAUGCUGUCCAAAAUACUAACCUAGAUCAUAAUCAAAGAAAGAAGGCGAAGGCAGUAAAGAAGGUUAAAACUCAGACAGCACCACCAUCAGCAUCUGCUGUAUUGAUGGCAAAAUUACUAGACGAGCAAAACAAAAUUGGACCACAACGCGAACCCGACGAGUUAGAUCGUUUCUUUUUAAAUAUAUCUGAUACAACUAAGAAAUUUUCACCAUAUCAACAAGCACUGCUAAAGAACAAGAUAUUUUUACUAGUUUCCGAAAUGGAAAUACAGCAGCUUGCGCCACCUAACGUAACGUCUUCGUUGCCUCAAUGCACUUAUAUGAAUACCUACACACCAUCUCCGCAAUCGGCGGCAUCCAGCAUUCCAGCAAGUGCUACUCCAAUGUCGCUAUCUCCUAAUAAUUGGAACGAGCAAUCACAAGGCUUUGUUUAAAUAAAACAACUUAAUUGACUACUACUUUGUCAUAAGAAUUAUAAAUAUUUCAAAUAAAAGUGAUUUAAGUACAUAGUUAUAUAUUAAUUUCACUUACCGUAGACAUACAGCUAGCUUUUCCUUAGGUGACAAACUUUCUCUAAAAUUAGUGUUUCUUUUGGUAAUAUUAUUUUCGAUUUUCCCCAGCAAUUCAUUAAAUUGAAAUGACAUCAUACGAAAAUACUGGAAAAAUUUUUCUUCAUCAUCAACUAGGUGCCUAUAUAAAGUCCAAUAUUCUCCCUCGGUUUUUCGUUUUCUUAGAGAUUCGUGAAUCCAGCAGCGUCGAAUGGUCUUUUUUUUCAUUUUCUUUUUCCUCCUCAUCGUCCAAAAUAAUGGCAAUCAUGGUCAGUUCUUUUAAAGAUAAUUUUCUAAUAGGCAUUGUAUUUUAAAGGAAUUUUACAACACAAUAAACUAUAUUAUACAUAUAGAUUGUAGUUCUCUCGACGACUGCUUCCGCGAUAAACAAAACAAAAUAAUCACAUAUACAACUGAUAGAACAG